Klebsormidium nitens is the source of this 6638-nucleotide messenger RNA. NCBI's taxonomy places the organism in Eukaryota, Viridiplantae, Streptophyta, Klebsormidiophyceae, Klebsormidiales, Klebsormidiaceae. The record is from the annotation of a GenBank genome assembly.
GGCCCCUCUGCCAGGAAAAAGAACUUCACGACGAUUUGUUCAAUGGGGACAUUUGCCUUGUCUUCGCUGCUAUCGCAGGGGGCGCAUCUGGUUGGAAGGAGGAAGGAUUGCGGGCUUGGGGAAGAGACGUCUGUUUUCUUUUUGCAAAGAGGCCGAGAGAAAGGUCAGAGGGCAGAGUAUGGUGAAACAAGCAACGGACGUCCAAGCGGAAUGCUUUUUACCUAACGUGUUCAAUGGAACGGGUUAUAACCGACAAUUGAUCCACAGGAAGCGAACGUGAGUGCAUAAGACGUUCGACAUGUAACUACCAAACAUAUGGCUGCUCUACGAAGAAUGCAGUGACGUCUUACAACGUGCUCUCUACAGGAGAAGUCACAGGUCACCAGCAGCCUUACAGACCACGAAUAACACCCUUCGCUCAACACCAUCAAAGAUAGACUCCUUCCAUUCAUCAAAGCACCACUCUCAUCUUACCUUGAGAAGCAGCAAAACAAACAGAAGCAGCAAGCUGAUGGGUAUGGCAGCUCCGGCAGGGGUCCCGACCGGGCCCCCCGAACCACCCCCCCAAAAACACGAACCGGUGCCUUUAGCACAACUGGUUCAGAGAACCACCUCCGAAGCCUAUACCGGCAUUCAGGAUCUUUGCAAGUCCCUUCCUGGGCGGGGGGAGAAGGAACGCAAGCUGGCACUGCUGAAGUAUCUAGUGCGAACUAGACAGAGGCUGCUGCGGUUGCAUGUGCUGGCAGAAUGGGCAAAGACGCAAGCGCCUCUGAUGUCGCGGGGCCAGCAGCUCUCGGGUACUCUGGAGUGGCACGACACGAGCCUCCGGGACGCAGCGGAUCAACUCUUCUUUCUGCAUGCACAGCUCAGACAGGCCCGCGCCCCCAUCUAUGACGUCACCACAGCGGUCGAAGUCCUCACUACCGGAUCGUAUUCACGCCUGCCCAUCGUCAUCCAAGAUCUGCGGCCCCCUCCCACCUUGGUUCCCUCAGAACAAGCUUCCGCCCUCUCCAAAGCGGACCGAGCGAUUCACGCCCGGUUGCUGGAGUGUGAAUUGCCCCCCCAACUAACGGACAUCCGCGUGUCUGAUGGCGCCGUCCGAAUGCGGGUUAAGGACGAGUUUGAGGUGCGGUUAACCCUAGGUCACGAGGGAGACCUGUCGAAGUGGCGGGUUUUGUGGCUCGCUUUAGGGAGCGAAGCAGAGGGGCGGGUUACCAAAGACGGAUCAGAAGAUCAGGGUUUCGGGGAAAAGACGAGAGGGGUUAGGGGGGGAGGGUCAAGGGGCCUGACCGAGGGUCAGAGGCGGGCGCUCGCUGCCGAAGUGGAGCGGAGAAUGGGGUUAGCUGCAGAACCGCUGCACGAGAUGUACCGGGUUCUGCACGAGUUAGCUGCUAACCUGCUCUUAGACUCGGUCUUCCGUCAGGCGCAGGUGCUGAAACAGGGCACGUGGAGGGACGUUAUUCGGUUGCAUUUCGAGAAGGGGGAUGCGGGGAGCGUGCAUCGGUCUCUAAAAAUCGAGUAUUGGGAUCGACGCAGUCCAGGCGGUGUAAACACGCUCCAGAGCGGGUCUGCCUCAGUCGAGCCAUUCCGCCCCAGCCCCUCUUCACACCUGACCCCGCAACUCGACCAGCCGCUUCGUGGGGAAACGCCGGUCUCCGGGGGGAAGAAUUGGGCGCUGAAAGGUCCCCCCAGCUUGAGAAUCGAGCUCGACGACGAAGGCCACGUGGCUUGCUCGCAUUGGCCGGUGGUGGUCGAUCCAGAAUCCGAGGAGAGCGCGCUCUUUUCAGUGGCGCAACAUGGGGGUAGUCUAGAGGAGCUUCUGAGGAAAGCGUUAGCGUGCAGUGCGCAUUCCCGGUUACUCGAGUUAGAGGAGAUUGUCAACAAGGAGCCGUUGGUGAGGUGUAAGCGGAGUUUCCGAGAAGGGGGGGUGGCAUUCGGGAGUCUGGACGAGGGGAGGGCGGAGGAAGAGGAAAACCAGGAGGGGGCGGAGAAACUGUGGGUUCAAGUGUAUGGGAGCGUCGGAGCUGGAGUGGAGGUGAACCGAAGGAGCGGUCGGUUUGUGCUGCGACAACCGGUGGGUCUGGUUCCGGAUUCCCUGCUGAGGCAACUAGAGGAGCGGCUGAACAGCGGCGGGGAUGCGCCGGGGUCCCUGUUUCUGGAGCUGCGGAAGGCGGCGCUGUUGCGCCUGUUUCGGAGCAUGGCCGUGGAGAUGGAACUAGAGCCGUACGCCCACGGAGUGGCCGCUCUCGACACCCCUGAAGACGGCCCGUCGCUUCCGCCCGACACUCUUCUCUGCUCGUUUCCCGGCGUCCUGGAAGGUUUCUCUUUCUUCCUGGCAAUCAGCUUCGACGAUUUCUGCAUCCCCUUCUUUACUCUCCUCGCUUCAGACGAGAGGGACGAUGACUCAGCGAGCGACAGGUCUGAACCAGGGGUUAGUGGGCCAAUCAGCGGGCUGGUUAAAGGGCCCGUUAGUGGGGCGCUCAGUGGGGCGCUCAGUGCGGCCGUCAGCGGAGGAGUCAGUGCGUCACUUACCGACCGGAUCGCGGGUGCUGUGGGCGCAGGGUCGGGGAUGGGUUUGGCGGCGGUUAGCAGGGCGGUUAGGCGGUCGUUUGCAGUCCGACCACAGGUUACUAAGUGGAUGGAACUGGGGGUUGGGGAGAAGGUUAUUGAUGACGGCGAUUCAGAGGCCUUGUUGCUGGGAUGGGGGUCUGAGAGUGAACGGGCGGCGAUGGUUGAAGAAGAGGAGAAGCUCAGAAAACGGGUCGAGUUGGAGCGGGCAGAAGCGGAAACGCAGGUUCAGACAGGGUUAACCUCGGUUAGUUUGGGGGCAGGCUGGAAGGAACAGAGCACGGGGAGUCUGCUCGGGGCAAAGAGUAAGGAACGGUCGGAAGACCCUCUCGGGCUGCUGAAAGAGUGGCCAGAUUCUGUGGAUCUGGAUACGGAUUGGACCGAGGCGCCGGAAGCGCUGGGGGGCUCGGGCGCUCCACCACUGUCGACCACCUUGGGGGGUUCCGUUCCCCACGAAGAGAAGCCCCCCGAAAGCGCGGGCGCAAGCACGGAAGCCGCGUCUGGGGCAAAUGCGUCUGGUGUGAACACGGCCAGUGUGAGCGCCCCUACCGUGAAAGCUUCUGGGGGGCCGAGGUUUGAGCGGUCCUUGACGAUGGACAUGGUCGAGGGUUUGCUCGACAUGCUCGGGGAUGAGGAGGAGGAAACGAAGACGGAGACUGCUAACCUGACGGGGGUUAGCGAUAACCUGCCCGGGGCUAGUGCUGACUUGGCAGAGGGUGCUGAGGGUUUGGAGGUUUGGGAGGGAACAACCGGGGGUGAAGAAACAGAGGCGGUUGGGAACGGGGACGGGGGGACUGAAUCGGUGGCGGAAGGGGGGCUGAAGCGGCCAAGAGAGAGCAGCAUGGAUAUUGAUAUUGAAGCGGCGUUUAGGGGCUUUGGGGGGACUGACGAAUCAAACGGUUUAGCGGGUCAAGAGGGGAGGGCAGAGGGGAACGACAACGGGAGCGAAGAGCCGUCGGCGAAGAGGCAGAAAGUUGGUCCGGAGCCGAGUCAAGCGACGGGUUUGGAAGCGGGUCAAGCACUAACCGGGGUCCAAAUGAACGGCGAGACCGCUCCGGAAGCGUCAGAUGAGAAGAUGGAAGAGGCAGGUUCACUUGCGGAAGCGUCUCUUGAUGCGGCGGGGGCCCUCGAGGAUUCGAUCCUCGACUUCGAUCCUGCAACUGCUCCAAAAGCGGAACCCUUGGAAGGAGACGCGGAAAUAGACACGGAGAUGCACGCAAGCCCCAGACAUCCAACAACAGUUGAUCACGUGCCUGAGGCCCUUGCGCACGUGUCUGAGUCUCCAAAAGUAGAGGACAGGUGUCGGCUCGCGGUUGGGCGGCGGUUCUCCUCCCUCUUGGCAGCGGCCAAUCAGGGACGGGCGCCCCCGGAAGUGUACCGCGCCGCGCUCUACCGGGCUCUCGCGCACUGCUCGCUCUGCAUCAAGCAUGACGUCAUCACCCGGCAGCUGACGUCAGCAGGGGUCGCCUACGCCGAAGAAGUGGGCCUUCGGCGGCCGUCUUUCGAUCUGCGGGCGAAGGUUCCGGGGCUUGAUGGGGGGGAUGACGUGGCGCCGUCGUGGCCGCCGGUCAAGGUGCUCUUGGGGGGCCCCGGGGUGCCAGGUGUCACCAUACGAGUGGAGGACGGGUACUUGGGAGCAUUGGCGGGUCUGGAAAGAAGAUCAAAGGCGGGGAGCGCUUUGCGGGAUGGGAGUGGGGUUGAAGACGCGUCUAUUGAUGAGGAGAAGCAGAACAAGGUUGAUGAGGUUACCGAAGGGGGGGCUCGGGAAGGGGACAAGGAAACCGCUGACGCCCCCCCGAACCGAGACUGGCUCUCCCGUGGAGACAUUCACUUCCUGGAGAGCGCCCCGGAAGAUGCCCACAUCCAGAGUGAUGCGAAAGGGUUUGAAAUCCGGGUCAAGCGGAUAACCCCGAGUUUUGCUACGGACCUCGUUCGGGACCUCAAGAGGGUCUGGCUCGCCAGGGCGUUUGUGCUGCACCUAGCAGAAGCUUUAGGGGUCCUCUCUGGAGUGCAUGCGGGCAGCGACGAGCUGGAAGUGCUGGCGGGGAAGCGGGGGGUCUCGGACUCCUGGGGCGAGGUUACGAUAACCGGGGUGGGGUUAACCGACGUGGAGGUCCGGUUUGAGAACUUUCGGACGAUCCUGAUGUCCGUCACGUGGCCACGGACGUCCGGAGGAGCCAAGGUGUCGUUGCUGCCGCAAGCGCUGGAGACACUGGAGCAUCAACUGGAGGAGUUCGUGAACGAAGGCGAAGUCGCGCUCCUGUUGGAUGCCGUCAGCGUCACUGCGGUGCCGCAGGGGCUGCUGGCCGAGUCGCUGCCGUGCACGAAACUCAUGCGCCGCGCCAUGUACUCCCCAACGGAGGUCGAACUCAAGCUCUGGAGCCCAUACCGGGCCCGCUUCACGUUCCGCAACUGCUUCACGCUCGAGAUGCGCUGCUUCGCGGGGGCGCACGUUUGGCUGCAACCCGUCCCCCCCGCCGACCCGUCUUCUUCCCGGGGGUAUGCCCAAAUCCCCGGCUUCCAAUGGUGCGUCAACGAAGAACUAGCUGCGGCGCGCACGUGUCUUGAGGGGGGAACGACUCCAGACAAGGGAGGACCCCCGGAGAGGGGGGGUGCCGGAGACAAGGGAACUGCCGCGGGGGGGCAAGGCUCAGGGGAGACGGAGGUGGGGGAGAGUUUGGGGGUGUCGGAGCCCCCCCCCGAGAAGUUGGCGCGGUUCCGGAGCUUCGGACGGGCGAGCGGAUCGGGGGGGUUGCAGAGCUUCCCCAGCUUUGGCCGGCAGGGGAGCUCGGGACGGGGGGACAGCGAAACGCUGAUCAGCCCCGGUUCCGUCUCAAGCGGCGCCCUCAAACUCCCCCCGCCCGGCAGCACUUUCCCUGGGGGCCGCCCACGGUUAACCGACACCGGGGGUUACGCCGGAAUGUGGGUUCCGUGGUACGCCAUCCCCCAGGUUUGCCGCGGGUUAUGGCCUAACCUCGCGGUUCACUGGGCGGUCAUCACGUUCGUGGAGUGCGUGCAAACGACGCGAGAGCUGCUGACGAGGGACAACGAGUGGCAGGUCCUGAAGCACGACGCGAGCAGACCGCUGCUGCAGUUGCGCUGCGGGAGCCUCGCCGUCCAGUUGAGCGCUAGCUCGAGCAGCAUCCGGUUCAAGCUCCAAUCAGGCACACAGCAGGAGAGCCCCAUCACAAAAGUGGACGCCGCCGACCUCGACGAAUACUUCCAUGCACGAGUCCUCCGCUCGCCGCACCACCGCGACCGAAUCGCGUCUUUCGUAACCCUGCUAGCGCUCCCGAUCAAGACCCUGCGCGACUUCGUCGGUUUGAUCCGCUGGGAAAAGGUCGAGAUUGUGGUUGAGAGAGACCGAGAGUCGAAGGGCCAGGGGGGGUCGAAUGUGGUCGGGGAGAUCUGCCUGGAGAAGAAGCCGUUGCCUCCCGGGGGGUCUGAGUUCAUGGCGCCGUUCGCCCGGGGGGAUCCCCCGGUCCGAGAGAGGGAUCCCUCCGGGGAGAACGCCGAGGAAUCCCUCCGGCACGUCGAGGGGAACGUCUACUACAACCGGAGGAAGGGCGUGGUGGACUUUGCGCUGGGGUUCGUCUGCCCGGUUAGUCAUAACCGGGCACUCUGGCGGCAGGAGACAGCGCCCGGGGAUUGGGGCGGGGGUUUGGUAGGACCUGAGCGGAGGUUUUUGCUGACGUGGCUACGGUGCUCGGUGCAAGACGAGUCGAUCCAGUUGUUAGACGUGCAAGGGCCGCUUGAACCGACGGCGAAAGAGAGGCUGACUAUGUUGAUCACGACGGCUUUGGAUUUGAAUACUAGAGGAGAGAGCGAAGGGUCCAAGAUGCAGCGAGCCGCGACGGCUAUCCAAGCGACGCUCGUCAGCCAGUAGCUAUACACGAGAAGACAAGAAAUGUACAAUAGCAUUCCAAGCAGGUACAACACUUGUAAUGGAAGUUGAACUGCCAGCCGGGCCAUGCGCAGCUGACUGAGGAUUGAGGGCAGUUUCAGUGGCAGCCGUUUCGUGUCGAUGCAUCGAUUUGCAUGGAAGGGGACGUUCCAGCCUGAGGGGCCGC